Suncus etruscus (white-toothed pygmy shrew) is the source of this 1470-nucleotide messenger RNA. RefSeq names its product tripartite motif-containing protein 75-like. The transcript has a single exon. Gene Ontology annotation, molecular function: zinc ion binding; protein binding. Lineage: Eukaryota; Metazoa; Chordata; Mammalia; Eulipotyphla; Soricidae. The record is from RefSeq and is a predicted model, not a curated record. Bases 1 to 1470 code for a protein of 489 amino acids.
AUGCCCCUGCCUUUACCCUCGCCCCUGGAAACAGGCGCAGCCAUGGCACUGGUGGCCUCCCUGGCUGAGUUGCAUGCAGAGACACGCUGCCCCGUUUGCCGGGAUUUCCUACAGGAGCCCAUAACCCUGGAAUGUGGCCACAAUUGCUGUGCCUCGUGUCUGCAGCAGCGCUGGGAGCACCUUCAGGACGUCCUGCCCUGCCCAGUGUGCCUGCAUCCCUGCACACACGGUCACCCCCAGAGGAACACGCAGCUGGGAAACAUGAUUGACCUGGUCCAGCAGCUUCGCAGCAAGAGGUUGAAGGUCGCAGAGCUGGUGGAAGAGGAGGAAGAAGAGGAGGGAGAAGAAGAGGAGGGCAGAGGCCUCUGUGAGAGGCACCAGCAGGCCCUGAGCCUGUUCUGCGAGGACGACCUGGAGCUGCUGUGUGCCCAGUGCGGUGAAUCCCCUGAACACCAGGCCCAUGACCUGAUGCUCAUUGAAGAUGCUGCUGCUCAUCACAGGCAGAGGCUCAAGAGCUGCCUGGGGCGGCUGGGGAAGCAGCUGGAGGAGGCAGAAACGAUCUUCCUAAGGCAGGUGUGGGAGGGACAAGGAUGGAGAGAGGAGGUGGAAGAAAGGAAGCGUGAUUUAGUCUGCGAGUCUGAGCACUUGAAGUAUUUCCUGAAAAUUGAGGAAGAUGUUCUUGAGAACGAGCUAUCGAGACAAAUGACAGGAUUUUCCAAGAAGAUCAUUGAUAGACAAACCCAGCUGUCAGACAUUGGCUCCACUCUCAAGUCGCUGCUGAAAGACAUCCUUGGUCUGAGGCUGGAGACGGACCUGGCGCUGCUGAGGGGCGCUGGGCACAUGCACAGGCAGUGGCGCCAAUGGGGCGGCCUGGAGCUCCCUGCAACCUUUUCCUACCAAUUUAUGGAGCCGGCUCUCCUGUUGCCUCCACAUUUUGCUGGCCUGCACAACCUCAAGGACCAUUUUCUGGUGCAUUGUACCCUGGAUCCUGACACUGCCCACCCCAGUCUCACCGUCUCCCAGGACCGGAAAACAGUCAGUUUUCAUCGCCUCGACAGAGCAGGUGGACCCACGUCUGGCUCUCGCCCCAAGGCCUUCACCUCCCUGGAAGCCAUCUUGGGCAUGCAGGGCUUUGAAGGGGGCCGGCACUUCUGGCAGGUAGAAAUCCAAGGCUCGGGUAUGUGGUCCUUAGGGGUGUGCAAGGAGUCGUUCCCCCGAAAUGCUGUGGGAACUCCGACCCCGGGUGAUGGCUGCUGGCAACUCCAGCAGUUCACUGGGGUCAUCUUGGACUCGCAGCAGGCACAAACCCGGGUGGGUGUGUUUCUGGACUAUGACUUGGAAAAAGUUGCCUUUUACAAUUUGGUUAACUGCUCCCACUUCUGCACACUCAAUGGCAGCUUUUCGGGAAAGCUCCUGCCCUACUUCGGCCUUUGCUCCUCGUCCAUAGCGUUUUCCUUGACUCUUGUCUGA